Miscanthus lutarioriparius is the source of this 354-nucleotide messenger RNA. The record is from the annotation of a GenBank genome assembly. Lineage: Eukaryota; Viridiplantae; Streptophyta; Magnoliopsida; Poales; Poaceae.
AUGGACGCCGUUCAUCUUGAUGCGGCAGUGCUAGUCUAUCUGCUCCUAAUAUUACUUGCUCCCACGGCGGCAGCGUCGCUCACCGGUUGUCCCAAGAAAUGUGGCAACAUUACCUUCGACUACCCCUUCGGCAUUGGUGCCGGGUGCUUCAAGGACCCCUGCUUUGAGCUCAUCUGCGAGCAGCAGCCCUCAAGGCUGUUCCUUAGGUGGUGGGGUGGUGUUGAGGGUCAACCAUCAUCAAUCAUGCACCCAUGCCUGCCUUGGGUGUUGAUGAUGGGAAUGCUGGCCAUCCGUAUGUAUCCGAUGGUUGCAAACGUGAUUCUCAAGGGUACAGUCCGGUUCCACAAAAGGUGA